Molecule: messenger RNA, 1188 nt
Organism: Ixodes scapularis (black-legged tick)
Lineage: Eukaryota; Metazoa; Arthropoda; Arachnida; Ixodida; Ixodidae
Product: acetylcholinesterase-like
Exons: 1
Coding region: 1-1188 (395 amino acids)
Biological process (GO): choline metabolic process; acetylcholine catabolic process
Cellular component (GO): plasma membrane
Molecular function (GO): acetylcholinesterase activity
Source: RefSeq, a predicted model, not a curated record
AUGCUCAUCGACAACUCUAAUACGACCGAAGAUUGCCUCCACCUGAAUAUUUGGGCCCCUAUUCAUAAACAUUCCAAGGACUACAACAAGACAGUGAUGGUCUACUUCUAUGGCGGUUCAUUCAUGCACGGCGGCAACAGCUAUUUCUUUUACGAUGGGCGUUACGUCUCGGGACUUGGUAACGUCAUUGUCGUAGUACCAAAUUACAGGGUUGGAGUACUAGGAUUCCUGAACGCGGGAAUACGCGGUGCAAGUGGCAAUGCUGGGCUCUACGAUCAAAUCUUGGCACUGACUUGGGUCAAAGAAAAUAUCAUGUUUUUUGGUGGUGACCCAGAGAAGGUUGUUCUCUUCGGACAAAGUGCAGGGGCCAUCUCAAUCAGUUACCUCCAGUUGUCGCCGAUGGGACGUCACCUGUUUCGAAGGGCCAUCCUGCAGAGCUGUUCCGCGCUAGUUCCAAUACCGGAAAACAGCAAUGCUGCCGCGACAGAAAAUUUCCGCGAGAUCGCCAAGGCCACCAAUUGUAGCAGAAACUCUCCCGAUGGAGAGUUUUCUGCUGAUAUCACGGUGGCGUGUAUGAGAAACUUAGACGCCAAGAACCUUUCGAGCGUCAAGGGUGUCUACUUCUAUCCGAGCUUUUACGACGAAGUUCUUCCAGACACACCCUUACGGCUACUCGAGAACGUGUCCAACUUCAGCGGCCAUGACAUCCUCCUGGGAAACACGCUCCGCGAGGGCGAUAUGAUGUUUGAGGCCAGCUUCCACCAGUCUCUCCAAUCCAGGACUAAGCUGAGCAUUGAUGCCAUAAUGCGAGUGUACAAUUUCUUUUACAAGCGUUCAACGUUUGUUCAAGCCCUUUUGACACUGGCAAACCUGCAACGCCUCUACGAUGUGAGCAGCAGCACCUACGAGGGGUUUCGAGACGCAAUCGGGGACGUACUGUUCAACUGUCCCACGAAGUACUUCGCGGAAGUCUUCGCCAAGAAGAACGGCCGGGCGUUUUAUUACGUGUUGGCCCACAAGCCCUCGUUUAGCGUGUGGAACUCUCCAGUGGCUACUCACACAGAUGACGUCUCCCUGCUCUUUGGGGUGCCAUUCAUGCUGCCCCAUUUGGCCACCGAUAAGGAACGCGACCUGAGCAGACGGCUUAUUGUCAUCUGGACUGCCUUCGCAAAAACAGGGUGCGUAUAG